Molossus molossus (Pallas's mastiff bat) is the source of this 2223-nucleotide messenger RNA. RefSeq names its product disintegrin and metalloproteinase domain-containing protein 20-like. Gene Ontology annotation, cellular component: external side of plasma membrane; plasma membrane; sperm head plasma membrane. Gene Ontology annotation, molecular function: metalloendopeptidase activity. The record is from RefSeq and is a predicted model, not a curated record. The coding region runs from base 1 to 2223 and encodes 740 amino acids. NCBI's taxonomy places the organism in Eukaryota, Metazoa, Chordata, Mammalia, Chiroptera, Molossidae. The transcript has a single exon. Gene Ontology annotation, biological process: male gonad development; proteolysis.
AUGGCUGUGUAUGGUGGCACCAUAGUGGCGAUGGGUGAGGCCCUGGUGCAUGUGAGGAACACUCCCCUCCCACUCUGGCUGGGGGUGUUUCUAUUCCAAUAUGGAUGUCCCCUGGUGGUACAUUCCCAACGCCAUUGUCCCCCAGAAGUGGUGAUUCCCUUGAAGGUGGCAGGCACCAGCAUUGCCAUGAAGCCUCGAGGUUGGCUUUCUUACACAAUGCAUUUUGCGGGCCAGAGACACAUUGUCCACAUGAUGGUCAACAAGUUUCUCCUGUCCAAACACCUCCCAGUAUUCACCUACACAGACCAGGGUGCUAUCCUUAUGGAACAGCCUUUUGUCCAGAAUGACUGCUACUAUCAUGGUUAUGUAGAGGGGGAUCGAGAAUCCCUGGUUGUCCUCAGUACCUGUUUGGGGGGCUUUCAAGGAAUCAUACAGACAAAUAAUGUGGUUUAUGAAAUAGAGCCCAAAAGAUUUUCUACCACAUUUGAACAUUUUGUACACAAGAUGGACAGUGAGCAGACACAAUUUCCACCCAAGAGAUGUGGAAUAAGAGAUGAAGAAAUAGCACAACAAUUGAAGCAUCAAGCGAGUGUUAAUUUCACUUUGAUGCAGAGCGGGUACGAAGGCUGGUGGAACCACAAGCAGGAUCUUGAACUGGCACUGGUGGUGGACCACAGUCGAUAUCUUUAUAGCGGAAAGAACAUCACAGAUGUGCACCAGGAUAUGUUCUUUGUUGUCAAUAUAGUACAAUCCUAUUUGAGAUCACUGGGUAUUGAUGUGGUUUUAAUGGGAAUUGAGAUCUGGACUCAAAAAAACUUCAUUGAAGGGAAUGACACAAUGAUUAUCCUGGACAAAUUUUCCAAAUGGAAGAUGACUGGCUUUAAUGACCGCCUACCCCAUGAUCUUGCACAUUUUUAUACAAAGUGUAACAAUAAUUCUGCUGUAACCUAUCUUGGAAAAAUAUGUGAUUUAGAAAAGAGUAAUGUAGCUAUUAGUUUUGUGAAUAAGGAUUACAAUGAUAUUGCAUACAUUGUGUCACAUGAGACUGGUCAUAGUUUUGGUAUGAGGCAUGAUGAAAAAUAUUGUACAUGUGGGAAUGUGAACUGCAUAAUGUUAACAGAUCCAAAACCUGCAACUCGAUUCAGCAACUGCAGUUAUGCUGACUUUUUCAACCACCGUGAAGCACAAAAUUGUAUGUACAUUUCAUCAGAUAGAGGGAAUGGCUUCUCAUUUAAACGAUGUGGGAACAGGGUGGUUGAAGAAGGAGAAGAGUGUGACUGUGGUACUUUAGACUUGUGUGUGAAAGAUCCAUGUUGUGAAGUAGACUGCACUUUUAACUUGCAUGCCACUUGUGCUUUGGGGCUUUGUUGCAAAGACUGCAAGAUCAUGCCAAAUGGUACACUUUGUAGAAAAGAGGAAAAUGAAUGUGAUCUCCCAGAGUGGUGCAAUGGGACAUCCCACCUUUGCCCAGAAGAUGUAUAUGUGCAGAAUGGGAUCCCAUGCAAGGGCGGUGGCUACUGCUAUGAAAAGAGAUGUAAUAACCGUGAAGAACAGUGUAGGAAAAUUUUUGGCAAAGAUGCCAAGAAUGCAAAGCAGAGUUGCUACACAAAAAUGAAUACCCAAGGUGACCGUUUUGGUCACUGUGGUUUAACAGCCUCUGGCUACAUAAAAUGUAACCUCUCAGAUAUCUUGUGUGGGAGGAUUCAGUGUGAAAACGUGACAGAAAUUCCACUUCUGAGUGAUCAUUCUACAGUGCACUGGACUCAUUUCAAUGGCAUCACCUGCUGGGGUACCGACUACCACGUUGGGAUGAUCAUACCUGACAUUGGUGAUGUGAAAGAUGGUACAGAGUGUGGUGCAGAACAUGUCUGCGUCAAAAGGAAGUGUGUUCAUAGGUCACUUCUGUUAAGUAAUUGUUCACCUGAGACCUGCAAUAUGAACGGAGUCUGCAACAACAGACAAAACUGUCAUUGCUACAGUGGCUGGGAGCCCCCCAACUGCCUGGGAAAUGGCUUUGGAGGUAGUAUUGAUAGUGGUCCAGCUCCUAAGAUACAAAAGACACUAAGGUCACAAAGGGAAAUCCUGAUACUCCUUCGGUUGAUUCCUUUUUUUGUUGUAAUAUGUUUGUCAAUUUGGGCUUUCAUGUUAUACAAAAGAAGAGAUAAGAGUGUUCCACCUUCACCUGAGGAAAAUGUAAAGCCUUCCUCUAAGGAAGAAGAGUAA